Messenger RNA from Penicillium malachiteum, 2745 nucleotides. Its product is annotated as SH3 domain protein. NCBI's taxonomy places the organism in Eukaryota, Fungi, Ascomycota, Eurotiomycetes, Eurotiales, Aspergillaceae. Gene Ontology annotation, cellular component: nucleus. Gene Ontology annotation, molecular function: metal ion binding; protein binding; ubiquitin-protein transferase activity. The record is from RefSeq and is a predicted model, not a curated record. Gene Ontology annotation, biological process: ubiquitin-dependent protein catabolic process; mitotic cell cycle checkpoint signaling; protein ubiquitination. The transcript has 2 exons. The coding region runs from base 1 to 2745 and encodes 914 amino acids.
AUGUCUCAAGUGCAGUCUCCUGGGUUAGCAGACCUGGAGAAAGAGCUGGGUUGCUCGAUCUGCACCGAGCUACUUUAUCAACCCCUCACUCUCCUCGACUGCCUCCAUACAUAUUGCGGAUCAUGCUUGAAGGAAUGGUUCACCGCACAAGGUGGACGUCGAAGACCUCGCGGCUCGCUGCCCAAAUUUACCUGUCCCUCUUGUCGUGCUAAUGUGCGCGACACCCGCCCAAAUGCGACCGUCACGACUCUACUGGAUAUGGUCUUAAUGGCCCAGCCGGAUCGCGCCCGAACAGAGGAAGAAAAGAAGGAAAUUGCAGAGCGGUACAAACCCGGUGACUCGGUGUUCCCGCCACCACAGUCAGAAGCAGAAAGCUCAGACGAUGAGGAUGAUCAGCGACUUGUGGAUGAGAUUCGAGAGCUGAGUCUUCGUGAGAGUCGGGCAUCGGGAAGGAGAGAAGAGCGUCGUAGAGUGCAGCCAGAAGUGAACCGACCGAGGAGCAGCAAUCCCGAUACCCGACACACCGAAGAUGGGAGAACUCGACGGAGGAGGGAGGAAGUCGCGGAACAUCAACGUCAUGCAUUUGGAAGCCAUGGUGAUUCUGAGCGUGCUAGACGAGUCGAGCAUCAAUCAAGCUUGCGCUCACUACUCAGUCUAUCAUCCGAGGCGGAGACAAUGGAAGAAGAGAUUCUGCGACAAAUUGUUGAGGAGGGAUUGCUGAAUGAUAUCGAUUUCGAAAACUUGGGACCUGCACAGGAAGAGGAGCUGAGCGAAAGAAUCGCAGAAGCCUAUCGUCGGAGACAUAUGGGUCAGUCGAAUUCCCGGCCAGCCCAAAGGCGUCGACAAUCACCGCAAGCCAGUUCUCGAUCGCAUACGCGGUCACAUUCUGCUCAACCACCGAGCGAGAUAAACCAGCCAUCUCGAGAGCCUGGUGAGAGGCGACCACCUGUAUCCCGACCGCAUCUAUUGGACCCGGUCGCUCCCCGCCCAAUUGAAGCACAACGGCGAAGAAACUCCGAUCAAGCCAGCGCCAAUCGACGAAUCUCGCCUGUGAGAUUGAACCAGGGAUCGAAUUCAGACGAGACUUUAAGACCCGCUGCUAGAUCUUCGAGUGACAUGACGGCAGAACGCCCGCGUAGUUCUCAUGCUGCAAGGCCCAGGGCGCAGUCUUCAUCACGGAGACCGCGACGAGGGACUGAAUCAGAUCAGCCAGCCUCCGAUGUCUGGGCAAGUUCAGGGAGAGAAAGGAUCUCUUCCAGACAAACAAGCAGCCAAUCUGCUACCAACUCCCCUACAUCUACCUCAUCUCCGUCAGUUGCACCCCAGGCCUCGAACACUGCGGAAACCACACCUGCUACAUCAUCACCCCUUGUUCCAAUUAGAUCUGAAAGACGACCACGACCAGCUUCAUCGAGGGCAAAUGCCCCUGCACCUAUCGCUACUCAGUAUGCCGAGCCUAGCAUCUCAUGCGACCGAUGUGGCAAAUCUGAAAUCCAAUAUGAGUUGCACAAGAGAUGUCUCAAGUGCAAAGAUGGGGAUUAUAAUAUUUGCCUGCGCUGUUAUCGCUCAAAACAAGGCUGCCUUGAAUGGGCUGGUUUCCGCCAAACUGCCCAAUCAACAUUCGAUCUCAUGGUGGCAUCCUCAAACGGCCAGCAAGCACAUACGCUGGGUCUCAAUCGACACAUAAUGAGCUCCUUCAAAUAUCGAAAACUCGCGGAGAAGGCUCAGACUACCGUUAAUGAAAGCACUCAAAUGACGAACGACAAUCCUGCUCGUCGGCUCGAAGCUGGACUAUUCUGUGAUAUUUGCAUGUCCUCCACAAACGAGUGCUAUUGGAAGUGCAACCAAUGUAACGAGGGAGACUGGGGCUUUUGCAAUCGCUGCGUCAACCAGGGCCGAUGCUGUACUCAUCCUUUACUACCUAUUCGCCGUAUUGGUGGCAGUCCUAUCUCGUCUGUAUCUACACCCACGAUCAAAACAAACGAUUUAUUAGCGAUUGGAAAGUCAGAGACCUACAAGAUCCUCGAAAUCUCUACAAACUGCGACAUCUGCACCUACCCCAUCCCAGCCUCGGUUACAAGGUUCCAUUGCCUGCAAUGUAACGACGGAGACUACGACGUUUGCACAAACUGUUACCUCAAGCUUGUUGUAACGUCAAAAAUCAGCAAAGAGAACGGCCACAAUGGCUGGCGUCGUUGUCUAGCAGGCCAUCGAAUGAUUAUCAUCGGCUUCAAAGACGAAAAUGAAGGUCAACGACGUAUUAUUGACAGGAAUCUGGUUGGUGGCUAUGCCACAAAAGAUGAGCAUAUCAAUCGGUCGCCUACAUCUUCACCUGCUACCGCUAGUCCCAAUGUAUCCUUGGAAUCUAGCAAUCCAUUUUGGAGCUGGAGAGAAGGUCAAGGACGUCGUAAGAAGGCUUCUCGCGCACGAGCUUCAACCAAUUCGCCAACAAGUAAUGCACAAGCAAACUCCGGAGAUCACUCAGGCUCCAAUCCAGGUACGCCUAUCUCACAGCAGGCUCCUGCUCUCCGCCGCUUCCCACCUGAUGGAGGAGUGGGACUGGUCGUCUAUGCUCGGUGGUCCUGGUACCCUGAAGAAGGAGUCAAGGAUGAACUGGCCUUUCCUCGUGGUGCUGAGAUCACAGAGGUUGAGAAUGUGAAUGAUGACUGGUUUUGUGGGACCUAUGCGGGUAGCACUGGGCUUUUCCCUGGGAAGCAUGUGGUUGUUCUUAAAGAGGUAGUAUGA